AUGGACAAUCAGACCCAAUCAUUCCUGGAACUGACUGCCAUGAAUGAUCUGGUCCAACUUGCAGCCGACACAAGAGCGGCCUGGUUGUGGUCUGCCGAUGGCGCAAAAAUCCUGUGGUCGAAUGCCGCCGGCGCGGCGUUUUUUUCCGCGCAAUCCGUAUCCGACCUCAAGGGUCUGUCUGCGCUGGAACGAUCGCCUGCACGCCCUCACAUUGCCCGUAUCGCCGAUUCCGGCCUGACCGACAGAUUCAGCAUCGACCGGUUGAGGUUCUACCGUGGUCUCCGGGUCAUGCUUCUGACUUGCCAGUGCAAGCGGGUUGAACUGAACGGUGGCGAUACCGCGGCGCUGAUCGUUUGCAGCGACAAGGGACUUGAGAUGACCAAGGACCCCAUUCCCGCAUUCGCCAGUCUUCUCAAAUCCGACAAGUCGACGGUCUUCCUGAUUUCCGGAGGAAAUGACAAAGAGACAUUCGGUGAACUUGACGGUGUUCCGGAAGACAUUGCCCUGCCGCAGGAUCAAAAGGUCCUGUUUGGCCCGCUCGACCUGAACGGCCGCUUUCACGACGGCGGCGUUCUGCAGAUACCGGCCGGUCCGCGGAUCGUUGUCUUGAGCAAUGACCCGGUCAGCGAAGAUGAUACACCGGACACAACGGCUGGUGCCGUGGAACACCUGCCCGUUCCACAGUCUGUCUCGCUUGCAUCCGAUGCUGACCCCGCUGAGCGUCCGUUGGAUGAAACGGGUCAGGAUCCCGGCGACGACCAUUCAUCUGUAAACGAUGCCGCUGGCGAUAAAGAUCACCACAAUGAUGAUGGCGCAGGGCAGUCGUUGGAAAAGUCUUCCGUCCCGGCUGAGACCGACAGGGGCCCCGAAUUGCCGGCCGAAGCAUCAGAGCCGGUUACUGAAUCCGAUAACGACGCCGACGAGUUUGCAGAUGAUCAACCGGACGCGCAUGACAACCAUGUUCCCGGAGAAGUGGGCCAUCAGACUAUAGAACCUGCGGCCGCCGAAUUCGAUGAAACGGAUGAAACUUUACGCGAAGAAGUCCCCACGGAAGCGGAGGGAACUCCAGAGGACGAAGCCGGCGACGAACAGGCUCCAACCACUUCCGAUGUGUCAGACGAGCAGGUUGCUGUCCCUGAAGGCUUCGUGUUCCAGCCGCGCCGGCGGCCUGUGCGAUUUGCCUGGAAGAUGGAUGUUGACCAGUGCUUCACGUUCCUGUCCGACGAAUUCGCCGAAGUGCUGGGCCCGGAUGCGACGAAUAUUGUCGGAUCGUCCUGGGAAGAGGUGUCAGAAAAGUUUGGACUGGACCCGCGGGGCAACAUUGCCCGGGCGCUGGACAGGCGCGACACCUGGAGCGGUAAAACCGUAGCAUGGCCCGUGAGUGGUGCUGCACUCCGCGUACCGGUGGAUAUGGCCGCGCUUCCUGCUUUCGAUCGUGACCGGAAGUUUGAGGGCUAUCGUGGCUUCGGAGUCUGCAGGACAUCUGACGCCGUUCAGGAUCCCGACGGCUUCAUCCCGUUGCCCGUUCCCGCCCCGGUGUUCGACGAGCCAGUGGACGAAGAUGCCGACACUGGCGACAUGCAGACACGCAGCCGGGAAACCGACGACGAACUCGAGACUGCGGCUGAUGAUGGCGAUACGGCUCAGAGCGAUGAUGAAAAUCAAGCGCAAAUGAAUGAUGCGCUGGUAGCCGAUGACGAAGACGAGUUGGCCGGAAGCGAAGAGGUAGAAGAUCCGAAUUUGGAUAUCCGCCUUGCAGACGCAGACACUAUUGCCGAUGACGAUGCUGAAAGCCCAGCAGCUGAUGGCGAAGACGACGGAUCCGACGAAGUUGCCAGCCUAGACGCUUCGGGACCUGUCGCAGUCGAUGACGUCGAAGCCUUGGAAGACCAGAUAGACGCGCAAUCGCCUGAAGUGAACGCGUCGGAAGAAGCCGAAAAAGAGGGUACGGCAGAGACAUACGUCCCGGUCAAUGAAAAUCCUGAAGGCGGAGACCUGAAGGACCUGAAACCCGCGCAGCCGAAUUCGCUCGGCGGCAGAACAUUCCUGGGCGCCAGCGCAGCUGCGUUGGUUGGUUCUCUUGCAAUGUUCAAAGGCAAGAAAGGGUCGAAGCCCCUGGAUACCGCCCUUGACGGUGCGGUGCCGUCGCCAGAAGAAAAGAGGGCGGAAAACGAACAUUCCGGCGGAGCGGUGGUGCCCGGGUCCGGAACGACGGAACCAGCGACACCUGACGCGCUCAACCUGUCCGAAGACCUGAAAAACGCUGCGGCGGCGCUGGAUGCGGGCCUAUCAGAAAACCUUUCCGGAGAAACUGACGGGGAGCAGAACGCAGAUAACCCGUCAGACACAUCUGAACUGGAAGCAGAGACUGCUCCUGUCGAUCCGGAGGACGUAUCGGAUCAGCCGACGGCACAGGCGCAAUCGGACGAAGCGGUUGAGGCUGAUCAGGCUGAGAACGACGAUGACGAGCCCGCUGCCAAGGCAGGCGAGAUCAACUUCGACCUGUCGACCAGUGAGGAAACCACUGCGGACGAACAAGACUACAAGCACGAAAACGGCACCUAUAUUGCCGAGGUUGCCGUUCAAGACGGUGCGGAAGAAGAAGCUGAGAAGACAGAGGCGCACCCAGAAAAUACUGCAGCUGAAGAGCCCGUCGGGAUCGCAGGUCCGGCUGAACUGAAACCCUCCGAGAUCGAGAGCGCUGUGAAAACGCUGGCGAAGUCUUACAAACCGGCUGAAAAACGGUCUCCGGAUCUUUUUGACGAAGGGCCGGACGUGCACGCCGAUACCGCGCCCGAUGCCGAGGAAGCUGUUGCGGAGACUGUUGAGGAGACUAUUGCGACCGAACCGAACACCGGCGACCAGGCAGAUGACGUCUCCGAAACAGAAGAUCUUGCAAGCGACGAGCCUUCCGAGAGCGUCAGCCUCGACGAAGAGACCGGUGACGACGCUUCUCCAAACAGCGAAGAAGAAGAUCCGGCUGCCGAGGAAGAGCGCGAAUUCUUUGAAGAGACCGCCGCAUUCGAACAGGAAGACCGGGCGGCCGAAGCAGACGCAUCUCCACCGGCGGAGCCGGAGAGAAAGAGCGGUGAGGUCAUUCCACUCGCAACUGCCCGUCCGCGCGUCGUCCCCGUCGACACUUCAUCACUGUCGCGUCCGGAGAGACAGGCAUUCCGCAAGAUAGCGGAAGCGCUCGGUGCUCGGCUGGAAGGCGACAUGGAGGAAUUUGAAGCUCCGGAUCCGGAAGAAGAAGCGCUCGAGGACUUGCCGCCUGAUGUUCCAGAGGCAGGUCCGAUCGAUCCAAGUCUGCUUGACCGGUUGCCGAUCGGCAUUUCGAUCGUUCACGACCGCGAAGUGCUCUACGCCAACAAGGCGCUUCUGAAGAUGCUUGGUUACACUUCCAUUGCGGCCCUGUCAGAAGCCGGAGGCCUGGAAGCCCUGUUCAUCGAUGACACCGAUGAGCUGGGGGAUGGAAUCGGGAUCGAUGAUGAAAUCGACGAAGCCAUGAAGAUGCGUGUCGCAGAUGGCGGUGUCCUUACCGUUGAUGCGCAUAUGCACUCGGUGCCGUGGAACGGUACCCGCGGGUUGAUGAUUUCGAUCAGCGAACGCCAACAGAAGCAGAUACCCCCGACCGUUGCUCCUGCAUCGCCGAAUUUCUUUGCAGGUGUCCGGGCCGAGCUCGACAAUGCCCACGACCAGAUUGCCGAGCUGGAUACCAUUCUGGAGACCGCCACCGACGGCGUCCUUGUCCUUGACCGGCAUGGAACGAUCGUGAAAGUCAACGGAUCCGCGGAAGCUCUUUUCAGCGCCAACCGUGCAGACAUGAUAGGUGCUCCCUUUAUCGAGUUUCUGGCGCCGGAAAGCCAUCGGGCCGCGAGCGACUACCUUGACGGCCUGUCCCGCAAUGGGGUCGCCAGCAUAUUGAAUGACGGACGAGAAGUGCUCGGUCAGGUGCCCACGGGUGGGUUGAUCCCGCUUUUCAUGACCAUGGGGCGGAUCACCAGCAGCAAGGAAGAAGCCAAAUUCUGUGCGGUGUUGCGCGACAUCACCCAGUGGAAGACCGCAGAGGAAGAGCUGACGCAGGCCAAGCGGCAAGCCGAAAAUGCCAGCUCUCAGAAGUCCGACUUCCUGGCCAAGAUCAGCCAUGAGAUCAGAACGCCGCUUAAUGCGAUCAUCGGAUUUUCGGAAGUGAUGAUGGAGGAACGGUUCGGAGCGAUCGGCAACGACCGUUACAAGGACUAUCUGAAGGACAUCCGGACGUCCGGUUCGCACAUCAUGAGCCUGAUCAAUGACCUCCUUGAUCUUUCGAAAAUCGAAGCCGGAAAGCUCGAUCUCAAAUUCUCGGCCGUCUCGACAAAUGAAGUCAUCAACGAAUGUGUCGCCCUGAUGCAGCCCCAGGCCAACCGGGAGAGGGUGAUCAUCCGGGCAAGCCUGCCGGAAUCCGUUCCCGAUAUUGUCGCCGAUCCGCGCUCGCUGCGCCAGAUUGUGCUGAACCUGUUGUCCAACGGCAUCAAGUACAACAAGUCCGGAGGCCAGGUGAUCCUGUCGACCGCGCUUGAAAGCAACGGCGAAGUUGCGCUCAGGGUACGCGAUACAGGUGCCCUUGCCCUGACCACCGCAGCCUUUGCUGCAGCACCGGCUCUUGCCGACGGGGAAGUGAAUAUCUAUUCCUACCGCCAGCCGUUUCUGAUCCAGCCGUUACUGGAUGCCUUUACCGCUGACACAGGUAUCAAGACCAACGUUGUUUUUGCCUCCAAGGGCCUUGGCGAGCGCAUUGCCGCGGAGGGCGACAAUUCCCCUGCCGACGUGCUUCUGACCGUCGAUAUCGGCCGUCUGGACGGCGCCAAGCAGCUCGGUAUCACGCAGCCGGUUGUCUCCGACGUCGUCGACGGCAAUAUUCCCGCGCAGUUCCGUGAUCCGGAAGGCCACUGGAUCGGACUGACAAAUCGUGCACGCGUUGUUUAUGCGUCGAAGGAUCGUGUCGACCAGGACACCAUUACCUAUGAAGAUCUCGCCGAUCCGAAAUGGAAAGGCCGCCUCUGCACAAGAUCCGGACAGCACGUCUAUACCAUCGGCCUGAUCGCAUCGAUGGUCGCCCAUCACGGUGCCGAAAAAACCGAAGAGUGGCUGGCAGGUGUGCGCGAAAACCUGGCCCGCAAGCCGGCCGGCAACGACCGUGCACAGGUGAAGGCAAUCUUUGCCGGCGAAUGUGAUAUCGCCAUCGGCAACACCUACUACAUGGGCAAGAUGGAAACGAACGACAAAGAGCCGGAACAGAAAGAGUGGGCCAACUCGGUGCGCAUCCUGUUCCCGAAUGCCGACGCGCGUGGCACACACGUAAAUCUGGCAGGCAUUGUUCUGGCGAAAAAUGCACCAAACAAGGACAACGCCGUAAAAUUGAUCGAAUUCCUGUCUUCCAGCAACGCGCAGCAAAUUUAUGCGGAAACCAAUUUCGAAUAUCCGGUGACACCGGGUGUGGAAGUUUCCGAGCGAGUUCAAAGCUGGGGUGAGCUGACGCCGGACGACCUUUCGCUUGCCGAUAUUGCCAAGAACCGCAAGACGGCCAGUGAACUGGUCGACAAGGUUGGAUUCGACAACGGCCCGGCCUCCUGA
This is a messenger RNA of Effrenium voratum, 5613 nucleotides long. The record is from the annotation of a GenBank genome assembly. NCBI's taxonomy places the organism in Eukaryota, Dinophyceae, Suessiales, Symbiodiniaceae.